GUGAAGGAGAAAUCAAAUUAAAGACUCUGCCACAGGAAGAGUAUAGUGUCCAAAUGGCACAUGCAAAUAAUAAGGGUAAAGUUUGUGUCACUGGAGGCACAGGUUUUCUUGGUUCAUGGCUCGUCAAAACACUCCUUGAGGAUGGUUACACUGUUAACACCACUGUUAGAUUUGAUCCAAACAAGAAGAGAGACAUAAGCUUCCUCACAAAGCUAUCAAAAGCAUCAGAAAAGCUAAAAGUAUUCAAUGCAGAUUUAAGCAAGCCAGAGAGUUUCAACGAAGCAAUUGAAGGUUGCAUGGGGGUAUUCCACGUGGCAUCACCAAUAGACUUUGCAGUGAAGGAAGCCGAAGAAACAGUGACAAGGAGAAGCAUUGAUGGAGCCUUAGGGAUCCUAAAAGCAUGCAAGAAUUCAAAGACAGUGAAGAGGGUGGUUUACACUUCAAGUGGCUCAGCUGUUUGCUGCAAAGAAGAAUCUGAGGAGGAGGAGGAUGGUUUUGAUGAGAGUAGUUGGAGUGAUGUUGAGUUUCUUAGGAAAUUCAAGCCGUUUUGUUGGUCCUAUGCGGUUUCAAAGACAUUGACGGAGAAAGCUAUGCUUCAGUUUGGAGAAAACAAUGAUUUGGAAGUUGUUUCUUUGGUUGCUCCUCUUAUUGUUGGACCAUUCAUCUCUCCAAAGCUUCCUGAUUCGGUUGAGAAAGGACUUGUUUUGGUGUUAGGUAAGAAGGAUAAAAUUGGGAUUACACGUUUCCACAUGGCGCAUGUUGAUGAUGUAGUUAGAGCACAUAUAUUCUUGCUUGAGCACCCUAACCCUAAAGGGAGAUACAUUUGCUCACCAUUUUUCAUAGAUAUUCAAGAAAUGGCUAAAAUUCUUUCAGCCAUGUACCCAGAAUUUGAAAUACCAGCAACACAUGAGGUGAAGGAAAUUAAGGGGUUCAAGCUACCACGUCUAAUCUCAAACAAACUCAUAGAUGCUGGAUUUGAGUUCAAGAAUAGCAUUGAGGAUAUGUUUAAGGAUGCAAUUGAAUGCUCCGUGGAUAAAGGAUUUCUUUGAGAUCUCUAGUUCUCUACUAAAGCCAUUAAUUAAUAAGUUAAGAAAAGAAUAAUAACUUCACUAUCUAAGACAAUGACUAAAAGUGGUUUAAUAAGCAAUAAUUCAUAGAAGAUGGCAAAUAAUGUCUAAAUGUUUAAUCAUCUGAACCCUAGUUGUGAGACAUACUAUAAAUUAUUAUGCUGUGUCGCAUAUAUAUGUGUGUGAUGUUAUAUGUACAAUUCUUUUUUAGU
Molecule: messenger RNA, 1279 nt
Organism: Arachis stenosperma
Lineage: Eukaryota; Viridiplantae; Streptophyta; Magnoliopsida; Fabales; Fabaceae
Product: vestitone reductase-like
Exons: 4
Coding region: 54-1049 (331 amino acids)
Molecular function (GO): oxidoreductase activity, acting on the CH-OH group of donors, NAD or NADP as acceptor
Source: RefSeq, a predicted model, not a curated record